AUGGGCUCAAAGGAAAUGCCAGAAGUCCCAUGGGAGGAGCACUUCAGGGAUGUUGACAAGCAAGACAAUCAAAGAUGGACAUAUCCAACAUCAUUUGCCUCGACACCAGAGCAGCUAGCCAAAGGUCUGAACGUCGCAAGUACUUACCUCUUCCCCAAUGCCUCGAUGACUAUUUCGAACUCCUCUGACGCCGACUUCGAACUGAUCAGUGAAAUAAGAAUAUUGACUGAGGCGUCUUUAUCAACGGCCAGCUGCACCCCCAAGUACGAGAAAGCGCCCCUUUUCUUCCAGAGCAUAGUCCGCGAUGUCAUCACGGGACAUUAUAACCGUGAGAAAGCUGAGGGGUGGAAGGUCUGGCCGGCAAAACAGACUACCCAGUGA
Messenger RNA from Aspergillus glaucus CBS 516.65, 381 nucleotides. RefSeq lists its product as uncharacterized. The transcript has 4 exons. NCBI's taxonomy places the organism in Eukaryota, Fungi, Ascomycota, Eurotiomycetes, Eurotiales, Aspergillaceae. The record is from RefSeq and is a predicted model, not a curated record. Bases 1 to 381 code for a protein of 126 amino acids.